AUGCGCAUGAUAUUCACCCCGAAACACCAAAGAUUGGUAAACCAAUGUUAUCCCACCGGCAGAACUACAGACAAAAAACCUAAAUCUUCAGAGACCUCAUAUCUAUUGUAUUAUGUCAAUUCCAGACGUAGUAAGCUGGACAAGGUUAGUAGCUACUUAAAAAAGAGAACCUCGAGCGACCUCGGUAGUAGAAGGCGAGCAGGUAAUGUUUCUGUUACAUUAGAAUUAAUGGAUAAGAUUGUGAAUAAUUGUAAAGAAAAUUUAAAUGUUUUCAUCAAAGAUUUCUUUACCAUUAUGAACAACGUUAUGACUAGUAGCUCUGCAAAUAAUGAUGUAGCCAUCGUGGAAUUGGUGGAUCAAGUGUUCCAUAGCAUAUGUUCCAAUAUUGAUGGUACAUUAUAUAACAGUGAUACUGAUUUUAACCAUUAUUUUUCAAGUUUUGUGGAUCAAUUCUUGAAAAUCAUUAAAACUGUUUUGAAGAACGAUGACUUAGUGUUAAAUUGGUGUGUUGAUAUCUCUCAAAUUUCUCAGUUAUCGAGUAACCCAAAAUUAAACCAUUACAUUUCUGAAGCUGUCAAUUUGUCAUUGGCCAAGUUUCAGGAACGUCAUCCAAGGUACAGUAAAUCAAAUAUAUUGGGUAAUACCUACAAUGAUCACGAACAACUUUUAAACAAAAGGUUAACACGAACUCAAACACGCAUGAUUGGCCUGGAUAAUGUUAAGGGUUCAGAAUUCGAUUCCGAUACAUCCGUGAAUGCAUUACAACAAUUUUUCAAUACCACUGAGACUGAAAAAUUGAAUAUCUCAUUGAGGGUUCUAUUGACACGUCUACAAGAGACUCCAAACAAAGAAUUUUUAGAAUUCAUUUGCAACGGUGUUCAAGUCCAAUUAAGAUAUAUCAUUAUUAUCCUAAUAAUGAGACAGCUGACUAUAGAGGAAAAGAAUGUUGAUCCUAUUAUUUGUCUAAGGUUGAUGUCGUCUUUACUGACUUCUGAUGUCAGUAUUGUUGGUCUGAGUAUAUUGGAUAUCAUAAGAAAAAUAAUUGAAUAUCAAUUAAACCAUAUCGAUAAACAAGGAAUUGUUGAUCAAUGCAGAUUUACUCUAAGGGACGUUGAAUUCAAGACAUAUUAUAAGGGGCAAACAACUGAUGUAUUAUAUGAUAUUGUUGGCAGAAUAAAUUCUAUUGCUCGUGAUAUUACACCUGAUAAUGAAGAAUCGAAAACCUCUUCAAAGCAACUCAAGAAAUCAAUUUUGAUAGAUGAUCUUCUUGAAGUAACUUCAUUCAAAAGAGAUAAGUUUAUGUCUAUUGAACUAUAUGUGGAAUUAAUACCAUACUUUAACACCCAUCUAUUGGAUUUAUUUAAAAUAAUUGACAAUCAAAUUCCAGGUGCGUAUAUAUUCGGUAGACUAUUCCAAGCAAUUGAAACCCUAGGAAAUGAACCACUAGAAAAAAAGUUGAUAGAGGCAAUCUUUCACAAAUACGAAAAGUAUGCGCUCUUUGCAGGAUUGAAAUAUUUCUAUGAGGAAACAACAGAGACUCCAACUUAUAUUUAUUACUGUUAUCACGCCAACGCUGCUAAGUUUAUUGGCCUUCAUGAUUACACUACUCAAACAAAUUAUAAACAAGAAAAUAAAGCACUUUUUUCAAAGGAAGAUUUAUUGAAUUUUUACUCCGAUGAAGGGUCUAAUCCAUACAGCCUAAGAGGUACCCAAAUCUUACAAUCAAAGUCAACAAUGGGCUCAGUUAUUGAUUUGACAUCAGAUAACCAAAAUAAGCAAUCGAUGAUUGAUGUUCCAGAAAAACCAUUGGUUGCACUAACCAAUAGUCAGGCUGAAAAGUUAGAGGUACUUAAACAAAGGGCAGAUAAAUCUGGGCAUGAUACCAUUAUAAAUAAUAACGGAUUUUAUCAAAAUCAUAACAAUAUUUAUAGACAUGUCUCUGAUGAUACAAGAUCUUUGAAAUCUUUGGGUCGUAAAACUCCGAAUAUUCGACAAUUAAAGAAAGCAGUAAAAAGUACAACACCUAAUGAGAAAAGCACGUACAAUCAAUCUUCCACUCUUCCUUUAAGAGGAUCGCAAUCUGUUAAAUCAAGAGUCACAAAUAUCACAUUUUUAUUGAAUGAAUUGAAAAGUAUAGAUACAGGUAAUGACAUAGGUAGAAUACGUGACCCCGAUGAAGAUGAUAUUGUCGGUCUUGGUAAAAUUGAUAUGGCAAGAUCACAAUCUUCUAGACUGAGCCGUCAUGGAAGCAAUGCUAGUACUGAAAAUAGAAGAUCGUUUAUGAUGAAAAGAAUGAUGAAUAAUAACAAUAAGGGGAUAACUGAAACUUUGGAAUCUCCUGAAACAGAUGACUUUCAAGACGCAAAAGAAGAAGUUAAUGUAAUGGAUACUAGAGGUAUGUUGUUUAAUACUGCAUAG
This is a messenger RNA of Maudiozyma barnettii, 2418 nucleotides long. It is a transcript of the gene EFR3, whose product is annotated as Efr3p. Bases 1 to 2418 code for a protein of 805 amino acids. The transcript has a single exon. Gene Ontology annotation, cellular component: plasma membrane. The record is from RefSeq and is a predicted model, not a curated record. Gene Ontology annotation, biological process: protein localization to plasma membrane. NCBI's taxonomy places the organism in Eukaryota, Fungi, Ascomycota, Saccharomycetes, Saccharomycetales, Saccharomycetaceae.